UACAUUCACUUGUCGUUGUUAAUUCUUGAGUGGAAAGGGAUGGGUAUUACGUUGGUAUAUUGAAGCAUUGCAAAUGAAUAUGGUUUAUUUUGCGGGAGAUUUAGUAUUGAGUAUAAUCAUUUGUUUAUUACAGAUCUAAGAAACACAUUGUUUAUGACCAUGCUUUGAAUCUGUGGUAGCAUCAUCAACAGGCGGUCUGGAAAUUUGUCAAUUAUGUUUGUAAUGUAAGUUUAACAUGGAAGAGCGGAUAAAGAACUUGCGCCUCAAAGAAUGGCUGAUUGCUCAAAUAGACAGCGGACAAUAUGCAGGACUGAGCUGGGAGAAUGAGGAAAAAAGUUUGUUCAGGAUCCCGUGGAAGCAUGCUGCAAAGCAGGAUUAUAAACAGAACGAAGACGCUGCUCUAUUUAAGGCUUGGGCAGUCUAUAAAGGGAAGUAUCGUGAGGGGAGGGAUAAGGCAGACCCCACCAUGUGGAAGACCCGUCUGCGCUGUGCCCUCAAUAAGAGCACAGACUUCCAGGAGGUUCCAGAGCACAGCCAGCUGGACCUGUCUGAGCCCUACAAGGUCUACCGUAUCAACACUGAAACAGACACGGACAUGGGCCAGGAGUCUUCUCAGAUAAAGGGUCAUGUAAGCAGCCAUGCUAGCCCCUCCAGCAUCACCCCAAUUAACCUUCCAGUUCCCCAGCCACAGCAGGACUAUAAAAAUGAAAGUCAAAAUGGAGAUGCAGUACAAAUACUCAGAGAAGCAGUGGUGAGAGAACACAUGUACCACUGGUCUGAAGCCCCACAGGAUCACAGGUUGCCUUCCCUGAUCAUCACAGCCCCUGCUCUCACUGUCACCUCCAUCUCUGACAUCCGUCUACAGGUGCGGUUGUUCUACCAUGGCCAGUUGGUUCUGGAUGUGAUUACCUGUUCUCCAGACGGCUGUUUCAUCCUGCAGGGUCAGGGCCCCCUGGGCAGUGAGAGGAUCUACGGGCCGUGCUCCGCCCAGCAGAUCUCCUUUCCUCCCCCUGCCGUGCUGCACCUGCCUCCAGACAUCACCCAGGCCAUGACCCACCUGCUUCCCCACCUGGAGAGGGGAGUUCUGGUAUGGGUGGCCCCUGAUGGCCUCUUCAUCAAGCGCUUUUGCCAGGGUCGGGUGUACUGGAGCGGGCCCUUGGCCCAGCACACUGACAGGCCCAACAAACUGGACAGGGAGAGGACCUGUAAGCUGCUGGAUAUGCAUAUCUUUCAGAGUGAAUUUAGGAGGUAUAUCCAGGGGGAGGGGCAUCGGCCUCUCUAUGAGAUUGCCCUCUGCUUUGGGGAGGAGUUUCCAGACUCCAACCUACAGGAGACCAAUAAGCUUAUCAUGGCUCAGGUGGUGCCCCUGUUUGCUGUAGAUCUGCUGCAGAGUGUCCAGACAGCAGAGAAGCAACAUCUGGACACCUCCAGAACCCAUGGAGGAGAGGGCCAGCCAGACAGCCCUCCCCCUCCCCAGCCCUAAAGAUGAGAGGCUUGUGGGGUUGUGGGGUUAGGGGGGGGGGGCCCUCAAACCGACAAAGGCUCAAUCUCAGAGCAUAGGCAACUUGUCAGAGCGUUCUUGAAUCUAGAUUUUUAUCAAGACAUAUUUAAAUUUAGUGUUCAACUAACUGUUGUUGCCAACUUAAUUGUGCAUAAUGUGAAAAGUGAGCUUUUUUACUUUGCUGUGACUUCAUGAGUUUAUAAGGCAAUUGUAUCAGACCUGAACAGCACACUAUUUAAAAAUAAAUAAAGUAUUGUUAAAA
This is a messenger RNA of Hypomesus transpacificus, 1763 nucleotides long. RefSeq names its product interferon regulatory factor 10 (gene irf10). Gene Ontology annotation, cellular component: nucleus. The record is from RefSeq and is a predicted model, not a curated record. The transcript is spliced from 8 exons. Lineage: Eukaryota; Metazoa; Chordata; Actinopteri; Osmeriformes; Osmeridae. Gene Ontology annotation, molecular function: protein binding; RNA polymerase II cis-regulatory region sequence-specific DNA binding; DNA-binding transcription factor activity, RNA polymerase II-specific. Bases 236 to 1483 code for a protein of 415 amino acids. Gene Ontology annotation, biological process: regulation of transcription by RNA polymerase II; immune system process.